AUGGAUUCAAAUUAUCAAACAAAUUUUAAUGCACCUCAUUUCAUAUCAUCAUUAUCAACCCCUAUGUCUGCAACAUCAACAAUCGCUCAAACUCCAACUACAGCACAAUCAAUGAUGAACUAUGCUCGCAUGCCACAUCGUUAUACAACUACUACAUUACUUUCUUUACGACCACCAAUGGAAAUAACAAUAUUUCCUGAUCAUCUUGUUGAACGACGUUUUCUUGAUGAAGAAAAUUAUAUUGAUCUUGAUCGAAUGUUAGGAGAAAAAGCUGGUAAAUUUGAUUUGGAAUCAUACAAUAUGACUGAAGGUCCAAUCAUAAUGCCAAGUAGAAUACAUAAAUAUGAUUUUUCUGAUCCAACUGUUAUUGAAAAAGUAAAAAAUCGUCGUCCAAAAGAUCCAUUAACACCUCAACAAGUAGCUGCUCUAACAUCAGUUGCAACACGUCAUCAAUCAUCAACAUUAUUAUUUCCUUAUCAAACACAACCAUCACAUGUUUGGAUUGAUGAUUAUAGUCAUCAACAAGUACAAUUAAAUUCAUCUCGACAUCAUUUUCCACCACAACCUUCAAUGCCUUAUCAAAGACAAAAUCCUAAUCAAUGUGAAAUAUACACAAAUCAAAUCAAAUCUCUUUUACCAACCUAUCAAACAAUUCCAGAAGACAAACCGGAUGAAACAAAUACAAUUCCAAUUUUACAACGCUUAUUUCAGGCUCAACAUAUACAACAAAAUGAACAACGUAAAAUUGAUCCAUUUCACAUACCUGAUAUUUCUGCUCAUCAACAAGGUGGUUUAUCUGCAUUUUGUACUCCAGCAACACCGGCAAAACCAAAUUCAAAUAAAACAUUUGAAUGGCUUUGUACACCUGAUCAAAGUCAAAAAAAUGUAUUGGCUCAACUACUUAAAUGUUCAACAACAAUGGAAACACCUGGUACACCAAGUUUUGAUAUUCAUCGAAUGAAUAAGGCUGCUCAAAUGAAUAAAGAAGAUGAUGAUGCACAAAAUUUUUAUUCGGCUCCACCAUCACCUGCUACUCAACAACAUGAUAGUUCAUUAUCACUUUUUUCGACAGUAUUACAAAGUCAAUCAUUAGAAAAUUGGUUUGGUAGUUCUAUAUAUACAAAAGCUUAUCCACGUAUGCCAUUGGAUCGUGUUUUAUCAGCAUGUGAUCUCGAACAGUGA
This is a messenger RNA of Adineta steineri, 1182 nucleotides long. NCBI's taxonomy places the organism in Eukaryota, Metazoa, Rotifera, Eurotatoria, Adinetida, Adinetidae. The record is from the annotation of a GenBank genome assembly.